AUGUGUCGCCCACGUUUGACGGGUGGUCUAGGUAUUCUUGAGCCACAACUGCAACAAAAAGCUCUCCAGAUGCGAUGGCUACAGCCCAGUUUAGACCAGCAGUCGACCCAAUCUUUUGUAGCACAAUGGAUAAAAGCUACUUUGCGACAAUGUACCCCAAGUGGAGACAUUCGCCUGUCUAUGAUGUUUGCAAAUUUACACCCUGCUAGAUUGAAAAAUGUACAAAGUGCGUUUAAUACUCUCCUAACUACGACUGAUGCCAUUCCACGGAAUUAUUCCACCAUAACUCCCACUCCAGCUACAUGUCUGAUCUUGCCCAUACUCGAUAUCAUACAGUUCUCUGAUCAAUCUAUUUGUCUUACCAAGGGUUGGCGAAAAUUGCGCGUUUCUUACGCUUUCAUUUACGAUGAGUCCCUUCAAGCUCUUCGUUCACGAGUCCCUUCAGAACGCCUUGGUUCCAGAUACAUUGUCGCCAAACUCCUCCGUAACCUUCAGAACGCACGGCACUGCCCACUGGUUGCCGGUAUCUCAAAGACUUCCACACCAUUCACUUUCGCAAAAUUUGGCAAAUCAAUCCGCCCUUGUCUAACCACGUCUCUACUCUUGCACCGACUCAAUGGGAAAAAAAAUUGGGAUUUUUCCAUACACUACUCUGUACGAAACAUUUGGUACCGCGCACUACAUCAAUCCUUGUCCUGUAGCUCACACCUCCAUCGCAUCGCUCCCACAACCUUCCCGUCUCCGAUGUGCGCCUUUUGCAGCAAUGGCAUUGAUAACAUAGAGCACUCUCUGUAUCUGUGUCCUCUUAAGUGGCCGGUUUGGUUCAAUGCCUGGCUGACUUACUUUGGAUAUCAACCUGAACCAUUUGAUGUUCAUCGCGCGCUGUUUCACUUGGAUCUUCCUAAUUCAGCCAAUUUUGAACACUAUCUUGACCCGAGCCAGGCCAUUAGCUGCAUCAUCUUAUCUCUGUGGAGAGCUCAUUGGCAAGUGAUUUUUGACUCUGCGCCUUUUAACACACAACAUGUACAAUCAUCUGUAGGGAAAAUUUCUACGUCUUUUGCUCAGGAACUAGAUCUCUCAUAG
This is a messenger RNA of Phycomyces blakesleeanus NRRL 1555(-), 1083 nucleotides long. RefSeq lists its product as hypothetical. Bases 1 to 1083 code for a protein of 360 amino acids. The record is from RefSeq and is a predicted model, not a curated record. Lineage: Eukaryota; Fungi; Mucoromycota; Mucoromycetes; Mucorales; Phycomycetaceae. The transcript has 2 exons.